Molecule: messenger RNA, 2163 nt
Organism: Anthostomella pinea
Lineage: Eukaryota; Fungi; Ascomycota; Sordariomycetes; Xylariales; Xylariaceae
Source: the annotation of a GenBank genome assembly
AUGUCCAACCCAAACACGUUUCCGCGGACGGUUCCCAUUGCCAUUGCCCCCAAACCCUCACAGCUGAACUAUAGCCACCAUAGCCACCUCAGUAGCAAGGAGGCUUAUAUGAGUAAUAUGAAUGGCAAUGAAUCGGGCUCGGACUCCGCCUUGAGUGGCGUCGAGACGCCCUGUGAAGCCUGUGUUCACGCCAGAUCUCAAUGCCUCGUGAGCGAUGACGAAGGAAGCUGUCUUUCUUGCCAGGCCCGCGGUGUCGAGUGUUCUUUGAGCCAGAGCCCUCAAUCGCGAAAAAGAAAGCUGGUGCGUGAAUCCGGUGACGAAAGCCAUGGCCUACGAGGCUCGCCCGGUCGUUCUGAUAACAGAAGACUGCGGCAGAACCCGCCGAGUCUGUCAAGUACCGGCGCCAGCGGCUCUCUGAUCGAGGACAUGGCCAAUUUUGGAGGUCCUACUAUGCUAAAACGCACACUCGGCCUCCAGAAGGACCGCUACAGCCAAUAUAUUGGUCCCACGACUGACUUUGAGCCUUCCCUGAUCAAUCUGUCUCCCUUCGACCCCCAGGAUGAGAGUCUUCUGGCUCGGGGCGUCCUCAGGAAGGUCAGCGACCAUGACACCUUCUUGAUGUUGCCCGACUUUGCCACGCCCGGUCAUGCGCAACAGUUCGACGACGUCGAAGCCAUUGAGCGGCUUGUAGCACCGCAUGGUCGCAGCUUGCUCGACCUUUACUUCGAGGUCGUACACCCUGGUUUCCCCAUCAUCCAGGAGAAUGUCUUGUUCGAGAAGUAUGAGCGGGACUACCGCGAGUUCUCGCCACCGCUCUUGGCCGCUGUGUAUAUCCUGGCUAUCAACUGGUGGGACCACUCGGAAGAACUGUCCAAGUAUCAACGGCCGAACGUGCGCGAGCUGGAGCGGCUGAUCAGAUCCUCCCUGGCCGAUGCCAUGUGGCGACCGAAGCUCUCGACCGUUCAGGCCGGACUGCUCCUCUCGCAGCGGCCCGAGGGUGACCAAUGGGCCCCAACUGCUCAGCUGGUAGCCAUCGCCCAGGAGCUGGGGUUGCACCUCGACUGCACCCACUGGAAAAUUCCGCCUUGGGAGAAGGGUCUUCGCAAGAGGUUAGCUUGGGCUUUGUACAUGCAGGACAAAUGGGGAGCUCUGGUCCAUGGCCGGCCAUCACAUAUAUUCGGCUCCAAUUGGGUCGUGCAACCCCUGGUCCCCAGCGACUUUCCAGAAGCCGAGUGCGACGACAAUGACAUCGAAGGCCAAGCCGAGAUUGAGAGGGGCCGCGCGCUGUUCGUGCAGAUGGUGGUCCUGUCGCAGGUACUCGCCGAGAUCCUCGAGACCUUCUACACGCUUCAGGCCAUGCAGGACGUGACCAAUGCUGGGCCUCAGGGUACUCAUCUGGUCUUGUCCUUGGCGAAGCCGAUCCAGCUCAAGCUGAAGGAGUGGUAUGCCGCCCUUCCAACUGCCAUCCGUAUGGACUCUUCUUUCCAGACCAACAACAUCUCGUCGAGUCGCUUGUCGAGUAUCGGAUAUCUCCACCUGGGCUACUUCGCCACGGAAAUCACCCUCCAUCGCCGCAUCAUACGUUCGCUGGCCGCGGAUUCCCAGGCCGUCGACCCCUACGUCCAGCACAUCUGCCGAAGCGCUGCCAAAGCCCGUUUGAUAUCGGCCAUGGACUUUGUUAACCGCUUGACGCCUCAACACGUCCGGGGGUUCUGGUUCUUCGCGUCCAAGACCAACUUCGCGCUGAUCGGCACGUUUGGCUCCCUCCUGUGGGCUACUUCGCCAGGCCGCGAGGAGGCGGAAUGGUACCGACGGCGGCUCGGAGAGUAUCGAUGGACGCUGAGUGUCAGCAGUAAGCCAGGCGAGGGCCACCGUCUAACCGAGUUCGCCGUUGGCAUGCUCGAUAUAUCCACCGGUUUGCUCAAGAAGCUCCCCGAGAAGCCGGAAUUGAGCAGCAACGGCAGCACGACCGAAUUCGAUGCUGGACGGCGACAGAGUCUCCUGGCCAUGGGCAUCGGCCAUAUUCCACGAGAGCCGUAUGGCGAAUUCGCCAGCGCUGAUAUCAGCGGUACGCAAAGCCCGGGAAGCUUCAUCGAUAGCAGCGACGACGAGUAUGAGGCGUUUGCUCCGACGGCUGGGAUGGCUUCCAUGGGAGAUCAGUGA